AUGAGUCUCUUUGAGUCGGAUUCAUCUUCUCCAUCUGCAUCCCAUGUCUCCGUGUUGACAACAACUUCAUUAUCUCAUGACUGCCGACGAAAACGAUCAGUCAUUGAUCAACGACGUCGACGUCAUUCAUUCAUUACAACAACUCCGUCAACUUCAUCAGUUAAAACUUUCACCGUUAAAAAUCAUGUAUUUGAUCCCGUAUCAGACACACAAUCAACAACAUCAACAACUGUUAUUUCAACAUUAUCGUUAUCAAAUAGUAUCUUAAAAGAUAAGAUUAACAAUGAGCAAACACUAACACUAACAAAAACCACAAACACAACGGUCCGUUCAAUCUAUGAUUUAUUAAUAACAGAUAAUAGUCAAUCCACAAAAUUUAUUCCACCAUGUGAGUUUUCUGUCUAUAAAUUACAUGAUAUAUGGAAUCAAAAACAUGCAAAUGAUGAUUUAGAAUUUGCUGUGGAGUUUAAGAGUAUUCCAAAUGAUGAAUUACCAUGUUUAGCAGCCACACGACAAAUUGUUGCAUCAAAAAACAGAUUUUUAAAUAUAUUACCAAUUGAUGCAACGCGAGUAAUAUUAAGUGUAUUAACUAAUGAUCCAGCUACUGAUUAUAUAAAUGCUAAUUAUAUAUCAGGUUACAAGUGUCCCAAAAAGUAUAUUGCUACACAAGGUCCUAAACCAGAUACAACGGAAGAUUUCUGGAGAAUGAUCUGGGAAUUCAAGCUAAAAUCAAUUGUUAUGUUAACAAAUGUUAUCGAAGGAGCAUCCCGAAUGGCAAAAUGUCAUCAGUAUUGGCCAGAAAUUGGUUGUACGAAUGUUUAUGGAUCUUAUCGAGUGACAGGAGUUGAUUCAGUAUCAUCAAGAGAUUAUAAUAAACGAUAUUUUAAACUAUCGAAGUGA
Messenger RNA from Didymodactylos carnosus, 900 nucleotides. The record is from the annotation of a GenBank genome assembly. Lineage: Eukaryota; Metazoa; Rotifera; Eurotatoria; Philodinida; Philodinidae.